CUGUCAUCUUCCCCAACCUUUACAUAAAUACUUAAUAUUUAAUGAUCUCUAACUCUAUUAAAAAAUAAAUAAAAAAUCAGUUUGCUCAAUUACAAAUUAAAAAGAAAACCCCAGGGUUUAAUCGUUUCUGAAAAGCCAGCAGGGAGUCUCCUAUCCCCUACCGCAGGGGAAAACAAUGGGAGCUCUUGCGAGAUCAUCUGUUUGCAACUUUGCGCAAGAAAGAAGCUGCGAUCCCGGGUGAAGUGCGGGUGGUAUCGUAUGCAAAUACGCAUGCUGACGUUAGAGAUCAUGUGGGUUUUGGCGUAGAUUCCCCACUGAUCGAGGAUUUUUUUUCCCUACUGUUGGACAGUUUAGGGGGGCUCGAUCGAAUUGAGUGAUCCCCGCGUUCUUGUACAUUGUGACGGAUUACCGAGUGCCCGCCCGCAGGUGCACCGGGAAUGAUGCGUUAUUUUUGAAUGUCACUCAACAUGUCUAAGGAGAGACUUCCAUCAUAAGCAAGGUAUACAACACAUAUACAUCCCUAUGUUUUUCUCUUGAAAGCUUCCAGAGUUGUCUCUAGGAUACUUGUAGAGGGCAAAGUCCAUAAUAUCAACGCAGUCAAUAGUUGUCAAAUAAUCACAAAUUGGCUAUCCUACCAGGGACAUGGCCAGCAAGAGGAAAUCAACCACACCUUGUAUGGUGAGAGCCUCUGAUGUUAUUGAACAGGAUGAUCCUGAAAUAAAUGUUGGAAGAGAGGAUUGUACACCAAGUCCAGUUAAUAACGAUGAGUGGGCAUUGGAGAAGGAAAGGUUUUCUAAGGAUGUUGACAUGGUGGAAGACAAACCUCCAUCUGAAAAUCAAUCCAAGAAACUUCAAGGGGGAUAUGAAUGCAAAUACUGUCCUUAUGUAACACAAAAUCUAAAUGAAUUUACUGAGCAUGUGGAUAUGCAACACCCAAAUGUAAUUCUCAAUCCCCUUUAUGUAUGUGCUGAAUGUAAUUUUACAACCAAAAAAUAUGAUUCUUUAUCUGACCACAAUUCAAAAUAUCACCCAGGAGAGAGCAACUUUAAAUUGAAGUUGAUGAAGCGCAAUAAUCAAACUAUUCUAGAGCAAUCCAUUGAGAGUAAUCAUGAUGUCAGUGGUACGCAAGAACAUUUUGAGAGCGAUGAGAAUUCAUCUGGGAUUUCAGUCAGUAAAAUGCCAAUCAUGAAAUUAGGGAAGGCCAAAUCUGAUGUGAAAAAAGUGUUAAGAAAAGCAGAUGAUGGUCUAAUGGAAAAUAAGUUUGAAGGGAAUGCUGCUAUUUCUGAAACUAAUGGUAUUUCAAAUGAUAUUCGUCAGGAUAGUUUAACUCAUGUUAUGCCUUCUGUCCAACUUCCACCCAAUAUUAACCUUCUUCCAAAAGUUCCAGUUCCAAUGAACAGCAAUAAAUAUAACUCUGCUUUAGACACAAAUACAACUUUGAUCAACUCCUUCAACAAAUUUCCUUAUCCAACUCAGGCUGAGUUGUCCUGGUUAACUGCAGCUUCUAAACACCCAGAAGAGCAAAUACGAAUUUGGUUUGCAACUCAGAGAUUGAAACAUGGUAUAAGUUGGUCCCCAGAAGAAGUAGAAGAGGCAAGAAAGAAAAUGUUUAAUGGUACAAUACAGUCUGUUCCUCAAACCAUCACUGUUUUGCCAGGUCCUCUGACAACUACAGCUAAAGUUUCUCAGCCUGUUAUUCAGACUGCUGUACCAUGUCAGAUUCUCGGCCAAACUGGUCUUGUAUUAACUCAGGUGACAAACACGUCUGCCGUUACUGUCCCUCAAGUUUCAGCUAAUGUUGGUAAUAUUACUAGGCAUAUACAGAAACGGCCCUUAUCGAGCCCAAAAGAGGGUCCAGAACCAAAACGCCAUAAUACUUCACAGACUCCACCAGUUCUACCCAAGUCAAAUAUACCAAUUACUCCUCCAAGUGAACGUAAAAAAACCAAGCAGCAAAUUGCUUUGCUGAAAGCUAGUUUUGUAGUAAGCCAAUUUCCAGAUGACACAGAAAUCUAUAGGUUAAUAGAUGCCACUGGACUUUCAAGGGGUGAAAUUAAAAAGUGGUUUAGUGACCAUAGAUAUAGAAGCCAGAGAGGUAUUGUUCAUAUCACAAGCGAGUCUAUAGCUAGGGACAGAGUAACUGUAGAUCGAUCUGGGCGUCCUUACCAUGUAUACCGGGAACAUACCCCACAAAAGCUUACAGAGACAACAGAGGAGCAGCUUAGAUGUCUUGAAAAUAGCUUUCUAAAAAAUUCAUUUCCAACGCAAAACGAAAUGGAUCGCAUACGUGCAGAAACCAAAUUGAAUAAGAAAGAAAUUGACUUGUGGUUUUCAGAAAGAAGAAAAAUUAGGGACUCCAUGGAGCAAGCAGUUUUGGAUUCUAUGGGUGCAGAAAAGACAAAUGAGAUAGGACUUGUAAAUGGUGCUGUAUCACAAGCUGGGCAUUUAUCUAGUCAUUGGCCACAGCCAACACCAUACAAAUCUAAGCAAGAGCAGCUUCAUUUGCUCAAAAGUACUUUUGCAAGAACCCAGUGGCCAUCUCCAUUCGAAUAUGACCAUCUGGCUCAACAGACUGGACUUGUUAGGACUGAGAUUGUAAAGUGGUUUAAGGAUAACAGGUGUGUUCUUCGAACAGGCAGUUUAAGGUGGAUGGACCAAUAUAGGAAACAUUAUGAACGCUCACUGGAGGAGAGAAAAAAGUUUAUUAAGAUGGUUGCUGCUACCAAGGUAGGCAAAGAAAUUCUUAGAAGAUAUUUCCAGGAGUACAGCCAACUACAUGAAGAGGAUAUGGACCUUCUUGUUACAAAGUCUAAAUUGACUUUUGAUCAAGUAAAAGCUUAUUUUGCAGAGAUGCAGCAGCAGGCAACACUAGAUCAGCUAGAAGAUAGUGGUCAAGAUGAUGACAUUAUUACAGUAAAUGAUUCUUCUGACAAGGACUGGGUCAAAGAGGAACCUGGAGAUGAAGAAGCCAUCUCAGAUGGAGACAGCUGGGGUCAGGUUAUACAAGACUCUCAAGAAGAAACAACUGAUAAUUUAUAGGAAGGUAAAUACAGUUUGCGAUGGUUUCCUGAUGGAGGUCUCUAUUUAAAGAUACUGCAGAGAUAUGCAUAUAUUUUCCUACUUCAGUCCAACAUAACCAAUACAUUGGGAAUCCUAGCUCUGCUGGCUUAUUUCACAGUCUCUUGGAUUAAACCUAUGGGAAGUUCUUCUUGCCAAAGAACUACUAGAUGUCGCUGUAAAUGUUUAUUCCUGCUAUAAUGAAAAUCCUUGUUGCUUACCAGAAAACAUUACCCUCCCUACCCCCUGUAUAUGUGCAAAUCUGUAUUUUUCAGACAUUUAGAAUUAGUAACCACUAAGUUGACUUUUUUUUGUUAUUGUAAAUACAGUAUAUAAAUAUAUAUUUUUUACUUCCUUCUGAUAUAUCCGUAAUGUUUUGGGACCACUGCCAUUUUUAGGAGUGGCUUCAUUUUGUGCAUUGUUGUGUUUAAAUCUGGCAGUAGAGAACUACUGAAGUCCACGGAUCUUACAAGAGGAUAACCAGCAAGCUGGGGAGGCCCUGUUUAUCAAACCUGGUGCAAUCUGGAUAUUACACUUUAAAAAGGACUUCUUGAUGUUUUGAGCAUUAUUGAAGCAAAUUGCAUAAGCCGAGAAAAAAUGUUCAAAAGAAUUGUUUAAUUUUAUAAGCCUCCUUUUUCAGACUGAUUUUUCAUCCCCCUGAAAGCUUUGAGCACAACUAAAGACAAUGUACCCUGUAAUUUUUCAGUCUAAUUUACCCCAUGGAGUGAGUGCACUUUCAAAAUAAUAUUUUUUUUUUCUUUCUCUCCAAAAUGAACUUGUAUAUGUUGAAAUAUGAAAAGCGCUGUUUGAGUAAAAUAUUGCUAUUUGAGUAUACUGCACAAAAUGCUAGCAUUUUUUUUUUAAAUAAAAUGACUUUUUCUAAAACAAAAGUAAAAGAUAAGAA
This is a messenger RNA of Bombina bombina (fire-bellied toad), 3961 nucleotides long. It is a transcript of the gene ZHX2, whose product is annotated as zinc fingers and homeoboxes 2. The record is from RefSeq and is a predicted model, not a curated record. Lineage: Eukaryota; Metazoa; Chordata; Amphibia; Anura; Bombinatoridae. Gene Ontology annotation, biological process: regulation of transcription by RNA polymerase II. Bases 643 to 3039 code for a protein of 798 amino acids. The transcript is spliced from 4 exons. Gene Ontology annotation, cellular component: nucleus. Gene Ontology annotation, molecular function: DNA-binding transcription factor activity, RNA polymerase II-specific; DNA binding.